Molecule: messenger RNA, 11901 nt
Organism: Knipowitschia caucasica
Lineage: Eukaryota; Metazoa; Chordata; Actinopteri; Gobiiformes; Gobiidae
Source: the annotation of a GenBank genome assembly
AUGACCACCGAAAACGACAUGGAAAACUUGACGUAUGGGCUCCUGUCGCCAUCACCACUUCUGCAGUUGUCCUGCACCAUUGAACAGAUAUGUGCCCCGCUAUUGGCCAAUACAAAUAAUCAUCAGAUGUGGCCCCGUCUACUGUCCCAGGACGUGCUCCGACACGUGGAGAGGAUCUGCAGUAAGACGGCGGUGGUGCAGGGUCAGAUUCAAGGGAAGACUAUCCUCCCAAUCCCCAUGGCAACUCAGUGGCUGGAGAAGCCCCUCAGCCAUAUGCAAAUGGCCGAGAGCUGCAACAGGUCACUCACCCACACCAUCGAGACGCACGUUAUCAACUGGUCCAAUCAAAUCCACAAAACUCUGAUGGAGGAUUCAGCAGACAUUCUGAAGACGGACAGUAAAGCAGGGCCCUGGGCAGAGCUGAAGUUUUGGGCUUCAAGAAAGAACAAUAUAACAGGCAUUUAUCAACAGUCUGCAGUGUACCUCUCUGAAGACGUGCUCCUCAGGGAGGAUACAGAGGAAAGUUUUCACAUGGUGCAGAAAGCCAUCAACGUUUUCCACAGUUUUAAAGAAUAUUAUCACGCUCAGAGACUGCACCUGGCUGACAGCAGGAGUCCUGUUCCCUGGGAUUUCCCUUCUGCUCUAGUUUUCGCUCGUUUCAACAAGUUCAUCAACCGCUUGCAACAAAUUGAGGAUGUACUGGGAAUCAUGCUGGACUUUGCGAGAAUGGAGAAGCUAGAAUUUGGCGGCGUGAAAGGCAAACUUUACAAUGACAAAUCCAAACAGCUGCAUGCAGAGUUUUGUAACCAUUGCCAGACAAUUAAACACACCACAAACAACCCCAUGGACUGCGACUCAAAGGGUUUUGAGAAAGAUUAUAGCGCUUUCAAAGAGAAAAUUGUGGACUUUGAGUGUCGCCUGGGCACUGGUGUGGAUGUGAUGGAGGAGCACCACAUGUACACGCAGAUGUCUCUUGUCCUGGACCAGUUUGUGGAUAAACAUCACUCUGAAUGGUGUGAUGGUCUCGAGCAAACAUGUCUAACCAACCUGAAGCAGCCGCUGCUCAUCAGAGACCUGUCAUCCGGACUCAUCACCGUCAACUUCAGCCCAAGGAUGAUGGAAAUUCUCAAAGAUGUGAAGUACAUACAGUCCCUGGGUAACAUCAGCAUCCCAGCAGAGGUCUUGACGGUUUAUGAAAAGAGUGACAUGUUCACAAAGUACAUCAGCAGUCUUCAGCUGAUGGUCCAGGACUAUAAUAAGUUGAAGCAGACAGUUUUGGACGUGGAGUUUCCUCUGAUCAGAGCCAGAAUAGAAGCUGUGGACUCAGAGCUGGGGAGGGCAGAGAUGGACCUGACGUGGCAGGACUCCGGCUGCUGGAGCUUCAUCAGUGCCACCAAGGAUCUGGUCCAUGAUCUGGAGCAGAGAGUCAGUAAAAGCAAAGAAAACUGCCAGAUGAUCCAGAGCAUGAUGAAGGUGUGGGGCAAACAGGCCAUGUGCUUCAGAAAAGACAACAGGAAAAACUCUCUGAUCCACAUCGAGGAGCGAGCCGAGUAUGUGAGGAGAACCAACAGCAGCGUGAAGAAGGACAUGGAGCUCAUCCAUCAGCUGGUUCAGGAGAAUGUAGCGUUGCUGAGUGCUGAUGCAGCCUCCAGAGAAUGUGAGCUAUAUCUGGAGUACAUGGACGAGAUGGUGAUCGAGGGCUUCUUCAGCUACAUCCGCCUCUCGCUGCAGUUUCUCCUGGACAACAUGGAGUCCAGGCCUUUCCACACGCCGCUGUUCGAGGCCCAGCUGCUCCUCCGCAGCUCCGAGCUCACGUUCGUCCCGUCGCUGGAUCCAGAGGCUGGGGACGGCCUGUACGAGAUGGUCGAGAGCAUGAUCGCAGACGUAUUCAAGAUUUCAGCAAACAUCAGCAGAGUGGCAGGACAUUUGAACUUUGAGAGUUACCAGGAGGUGAUGGAUAAGAUGGUGGAUCUGUCGGAGCUCAGACAGGAGAUAAUGGAGCGCACGGGAAACGUACUGAAGACAGCCAUCCAUUUCCAGAAGAACUUUGAUUGCUACUCCCACCUGUGGCAGGAAGACAGGGCCGAAUUCCUCAACCAGUUCCUGCUGUUUGGACGUGUGCUCACCGCAGAGGAGAUGGAGGCUUUCCACGCUGAUUUACUGCCACAAUCCUCCCCGACCAUUGAUACAUUUGAGGAGCAGAUAAAUUACUAUGAAGAUCUACACGUGGAAAUGUCCAAGUAUGAGGACUUCAAAGUGUACGACGGAUGGUUUCGAGUUGACAUCAAGCUGUUCAAGGCGACAGUCCUCAACAUUAUCAAGAAGUGGAGCUGGUUAUUCAAAGAGCACCUUCUGAGAUACGUCAUAAACAGCCUGAAUGAGUUGGAAGAAUUUAUCCGGAGCACUAUGGAAGGACUUGGCUUUCCUGUGCUGAAAGGAGACAGCUCUGGUUUGGUCAAUGUCAUGAGUCAACUCGUAGCUGUGAGAGAGCGACAGAAAAGCACUGACAAAAUGUUUGAACCGCUCCAACAAACGGUCACUCUUCUGGAGAGAUCCGGAGUCAAAAUACCAGAACACGUUUACUCCCAGCUCGAGGAUCUGCCAGAGAAAUGGAACGAGGCUAAAAAACUGGCCCUAAAAGUGAGACAUGAAGUGGCUCCUCUUCAAAACAUCGAAGUGUUGGUUUUGAGGAAACAGUGUGUGGAAUUUGAGUCGGAGAGAGAGAUCUGUGACAUGGAGAAAGCUUUAGCUCGUCUGCAGGAAUCCACAAACCUGUUCGACGUCACCAUCCCCGAAUACAGAGAAAUCAAACAGUGUCGUCACGAAAUCCAAGUCCUCAAGGAGCUGUGGGACAUCGUCGUUUUUGUGCGGAGCAGCGUGGAGAAAUGGACACUGACCAAAUGGAGACAGAUCAACGUGGAGCAGAUGGAUGUAGAAUUGCGGAGGUUUGCCAAGGACAUGCGGCGGCUGGACAAAGAGGCCCGCGUUUGGGACGUGUACUCUGGGUUAGACCUCUAUGUAAAGAACCUGCUGACGUCCACCAGGGCGGUCAGUCAGCUGCAGAGCCCGGCCAUCAGGGAGCGCCACUGGGUACAGCUGGUCAGGAUCACCAGAACGGUCUUCAGCGUGACCGACGACACCACACUGGAAAACCUCCUGGCCUUGAAGCUCCAUUUGUUCGAAGAUGAAGUCCGCAGCACAGUGGACAAGGCAGUCAAAGAGAUGACCAUAGAAAAGAUCGUGGCUGAAAUAAGUCAAACAUGGGCUGCGAUGGAGCUCUCCUACGUGGAGCAUUACCAGACCCCCAUGCUGCUUCUGAAAUGUGACGAGCAACUGAUUGAAACGCUGGAGGAUCACCAGGUCCAGCUGCAGAACGUUUUUCAGAGUAAGCACGUAGAGCACUUCCUGGUCCAAGUGGUGACCCUCCAGAAGCAGCUGAGCGUGGCCGACUCGGUGCUCAUGGUGUGGAUGGAGGUGCAGAGGAUCUGGGCGUACCUCCAGAGCAUCUUCAAGGACUGUGAGGACAUUCGCCAACAGCUGCCACAGGACGCUCUCCGGUUUCAGAUCAUAGAUGCAGAGUUUCAGACUUGUGUUCAUCUUUCCAAACUGUUUGACAACGUGGCUGAUCUGGAGUUUGUGAAAAACGAGCAUUUGGAUAAUCCUAAACUGGCCCUGGGCAUGUACAGCAAAGAGAGGGAGUUUGUGCCUUUUCCCACCGAGUGCGUCUGCUGUGGACCAGUGGAGGUGUGGCUCAGUUCUGUGGAGAGGUCCAUGAGGGGCAGUGUGAGAGCGCAGCUGUCUGAGGCCGUGGCCACAUAUGAGGACAAGGCCCGGGAGCAGUGGGUCCUGGAUCUCCCGGCACAAGUGGCUCUCACCGGCUCCCAGGUCUGGUGGAGCAACGACAUGCAGCUGGUCUUCAAACGCCUGGAGGAAGGCUUCGAAUCCUCGCUCAAAGACUACAACAAGAAACAGGUUUCCCAGCUGAACUCCUUGAUUAGCAUGCUCCUGGGAGAGUUGAGUCCUGGGAAUAGACAGAAGAUCAUGACCGUAUGCACCAUUGACGUCCAUGCGAGAGAUGUUGUGGCUAACCUCAUUGCUCAAAAGGCCACCUCCUCACAAGCCUUCCAAUGGCUUUCCCAACUCCGACACUGUUGGAAGGACCAAGUAGGGCACUGCUUUGUCAACAUAUGCGAUGCCCAGUUCCAGUAUUCUUAUGAAUAUCUUGGAAAUACCCCACGUCUGGUUGUUACUCCACUCACGGACCGGUGCUACAUCACUCUAACACAGUCGCUUCACUUGACCAUGAGUGGGGCUCCGGCGGGUCCGGCCGGGACAGGGAAAACGGAGACCACUAAAGAUCUAGGCCGAGCUUUGGGCGUCAUGGUGUACAUCUUUAACUGCUCUGAACAAAUGGAUUAUAAGUCAAUAGGAAACAUCUACAAAGGCCUGGCGCAGACGGGAGCGUGGGGCUGCUUCGACGAGUUCAAUCGAAUAGCUGUGGACGUUCUGUCAGUGGUGGCCGUGCAAGUCAAAACCAUUCAGGACGCCAUUCGCACCAAAAAGAAAAGGUUCCUGUUCUUGGACACAGAAAUUGCCCUGAAUCCAUCAGUGGGAAUUUUUAUUACAAUGAACCCUGGAUAUGCUGGGAGAACAGAGCUGCCCCAGAAUCUCAAGACUUUGUUCAGACCUUGUGCUAUGGUGGUGCCUGAUACAGAGCUCAUUUGUGAGAUUAUGCUGGUCACUGAGGGCUUCCGUAGUGCAAAGAUUUUGGCCAGAAAGUUCAUCACGUUGUACUCUUUAUGCAAGGAGCUGCUCUCCAAACAGGACCAUUAUGACUGGGGUUUGCGAGCAGUGAAGUCAGUCUUAGUGGUGGCAGGAACAUUGAAAAGGAGAGAUUACACACGACCAGAGGAUCAGGUAUUGAUGCGUGCUUUGAGGGACUUCAACAUGCCUAAAAUUGUGACUGAGGACAUAUCCAUCUUCCUGGGCCUGCUCAGUGACCUUUUCCCACGUCUGGAUGUAGAGAGGGAGAGAGAUUUGGAGUUUGAGAAAAGCAUUCGCAGCAGCAUCCUUGAGCUUCGCCUUCAGCCUGAGGAGACAUUUGUCCUAAAGGUGGUGCAGUUACACGAGCUUUUGGCAAUACGACAUUCUGUGUUUGUUGUUGGAAAUGCUGGAACUGGGAAAAGCCAGAUUCUUAGAGUCCUUCAUAAAACCUAUGUAAACUUGAAGAAAAAGCCCGUCUGGAGUGACCUCAACCCAAAGGCAGUGAACACAGAUGAGUUGUUCGGCUUCAUUCAUCCUUCGACUCGCGAGUGGAAAGACGGCUUGUUCUCGUCUCUGAUGCGGGAGCAGGCCGCCCUCUCUCACCCCGGGCCUAAGUGGAUCGUGUUGGAUGGAGACAUUGAUCCAAUGUGGAUAGAAUCCCUCAAUACUGUAAUGGAUGACAACAAGGUCCUGACUUUAGCCAGUAACGAGCGCGUGCCUCUCACCUCAUCAAUGAGACUGGUGUUUGAAAUCAGUCACCUCCAAUCAGCCACUCCUGCCACCGUCUCCAGGGCAGGAAUCCUCUUCGUCAAUCAGAACGACCUGGGCUGGAACCCGUAUGUUGCAAGCUGGAUUGACCAGCGGGAACGGCAGACCGAAAGAGCACAUCUCACCAUAUUGUUUGAAAAGUAUGUGCCCCGUUGUCUGGAGCAAGUGAGGAACAAGUUCAGGACCAUAACUCCUCUUCCUGAGAGCUCCAUGGUUCAGACGCUGUGCUGUUUGCUUGACUCUCUUCUAACUCCAGAAAACAUCCCUUGUGACUCUCCACGGGAAGUUUAUGAGACAUAUUUCACUUUUGCGUGCAUUUGGGCUUUUGGUGGAGCUCUUCAUCAAGAUCAGUUGUGUGAUUACCGCGGGGAGUUCAGUCAUUGGUGGAUUAAAGAAAUUAAGUCCGUAAAGUUCCCAGCUCAGGGGACAGUUUUUGACUACUACCUUGACCCACACACCAGAAGAUUUUUGCCCUGGUCCGACAUCGUCCCUGCUUUUGAAAUGGAGCCUGCUACGCCAUUACAGGCUGUUCUGGUGCCCACGGCGGAGACCGAGUGCCUGCGGUACUUGGUGGACUUGUUGCUGAGGAGGAGACGGCCGCUGAUGUUGGUGGGGAGCGCGGGAGUGGGGAAGUCGGCUCUCGUCAGGAACGCGUUGGACUCGCUCGAGCGCAGUUAUGUGGCUGUGAAAGUGCCACUCAACUACUACACCACCGCUCACACGCUGCAGAUGAACCUUGAGCAGCACUUGGAGAAGAGAACUGGGAAAACCUACUCACCGGUCGGGAACAAGAGGCUGAUUUAUUUUGUAGACGACGUAAACAUGCCGGCUGUAGAUGCUUACGGCACAGUGCAGCCUCACACUCUGAUUCGCCAGCAUCUGGACUAUGGUCACUGGUAUGACAGACACAAACUCAGCCUUAAAGAAAUACACAACACUCAGUAUAUUGCCUGCAUGAACCCCACUGCUGGAAACUUCCAUAUUAACCCCCGGCUACAGAGGCAUUUCUCAGUGUUGGCCAUAAACUUGCCCUCGUCCGAUGCUCAGGUGUCUAUCUUCAGACAGAUCCUUGUGGCCCACAUGCAGCAGCAGGGGUUUAGUUCUCUGGUUCAGAUAAGUGCUGCAGCUGUGGUCCGCGCCGCUGUAACUCUCCAUCACAAGAUGCUUAACAGCUGUCUACCCACCGCUAUUAAAUUCCACUACAUGUUCAAUCUCCGAGACCUGUCCAACGUCUUUCAGGGCAUGUUCUUAGCUGCUCCUGACACAGUGAGAGACUCCUCGGAUCUGGCUCGACUCUGGCUGCAUGAGUCCUGUCGAGUGUAUUCUGACAGACUGGUCGAGCACAACGACCUGCACCUCUUCCAAAGGCUGCAGACCGAGACUGUGCAUGAGUGUUUUGAGGAUUUGGAUAAGUCAAAGAUGACACAGCUGCCCCUGCUUUACUGUCACUUUGCUCAAAUGGACGGGGAGUCUUCGUACAGCCACAUGAGUGACUGGUCAGUGCUCAGGGCCUCCCUCACAGACGCACUGGAGAACUACAAUGAGCUCAACGCUGCCAUGGACUUGGUGCUGUUUGAAGAUGCCAUGCAACAUGUAUGCCGCAUCAGCCGGAUCCUGGCGGCUCCCAGAGCUCAUGCUCUACUGGUGGGAGUGGGAGGCAGUGGGAAGCAGAGCCUCACACGUCUUGCUGCUUUCAUUUCCUCCACAGAGGUUUUCCAAAUUACUCUGACAAAUGGAUACAGUAUCCAGGAUCUUAAGGUGGUGCUGUGUUUUUCUCCUGUGGGCAGUACACUUCGUACCAGGGCGCGCAGGUUUCCGGCCUUAUUCCAGUGCACUACCAUCGACUGGUUCCACCCCUGGACAGCGGAGGCUCUGCAGUCUGUCAGUCACCGAUUCAUUCAACAGAUAGAGGGAAUUGAGCCUGCUGUCCAGGAAUCCAUCAGUCUUUUCAUGGCCCAUGUUCACACCAGUGUCAAACACACUAGUGAAAAAUACCAACGCAAUGAGAAGAGGUACAAUUACACCACCCCCAAGAGCUUUCUCCAGCAGAUCAGCCUGUACAGACACCUGCUGGAGAGGAGCCGUGUCCAGCUCCAGGACAAGAUGGAACGCCUGGACAAUGGCCUCCAGAAACUACAGACCACCACGGCCCAGGUUGAAGAUCUAAAAGCCAAACUAGCAUCUCAAGAAGCCGAGUUGUCAAUUAAAAACCAGAAUAUUGAAGCUCUCAUUGCCAAAAUCGGUCAGCAAACAGAACGAGUUUGCAGCAAGAAAGAAGCUGCCGAUUCAGAGGCGGAGAAGGUAGCUGUCAUUCAGGCUCAGGUAGCGGCAAAACAAAAGGACUGUGAGGACGAUCUGGCAAAAGCAGAGCCCUCUCUCGCAGCAGCUACAGAAGCUCUAAACACCCUCAACAAGGUGAAUUUGACUGAGAUGAAAGCCUUCCCAAACCCUCCUGCAGCAGUGAUUAACGUAGCUGCAGCUGUGAUGGUGCUGCUGGCUCCACGGGGCCGGGUGCCAAAGGACCGGAGCUGGAAGGCUGCGCGGGCCUUCAUGGGCAAGGUUGAUGAUUUUCUCCAAGCCUUGACGUCGUACAACAAGGAGAACAUUCCAGACACCUGCUUGAGUGUGGUGAAGCAGGACUAUUUAAGAAAGCCUGGCUUCCACCCGGAUCUGGUUCGGACCAAGUCCACAGCUGCAGCUGGACUCUGCGCCUGGAUUAUUAACAUUGUUCGAUAUUAUGAGAUUUACUGUGAAGUUAUUCCAAAACGAGAAGCACUGGCACACGCGAACAUGGAAUUGGAAAUGGCGACAUCCAAGUUGAUGGCUGUUCAGAAGAAGUUAAUGGAUCUUGAUUCAACUCUUCAGAACCUUACAAAACAGUUCAAAAAAGCAACAGCUGAGAAACUGAGCUGUCAAGAAGAGGUAUCGCGCACCAACCAGACCAUUCACCUGGCCAACCGCCUGGUCAAAGGGUUAGAGUCGGAGAGAGAGCGCUGGUCCCGUGCUCUGGUGGUGUACAAGAAGCAGCAGCUGACUCUGUGUGGGGACGUGCUAAUCACCACAGCAUUUGUGGCUUACAUGGGAUACUUCCCUCUGCAAUAUCGCACUGAGCUUCUCAACAACAGCUGGAUCCCAUUCCUUCAGUCUAAAAAGGUCUCCAUACCCCUGACAGACGGCCUGGACCCGGUCCUCAUGCUUACAGAUGAUGCCACUGUGGCUGCUUGGCAUAACCACAGCCUGCCAAACGAUCGGAUGUCCAUCGAAAACGCUGCCAUCCUGACCACCAGUGAGCGCUGGCCACUUGUCAUUGACCCUCAGCAGCAGGCCAUUAAGUGGAUCCAAAACUGGCUUGGCUCAGAGCUGACUGUGGUGCAAAUGGGACAGAGAGGGUAUCUGACAGUUAUUGAAAAGGCUCUUGCCUGUGGGGAAACUCUUUUGAUUGAAAACAUCACAGAAAAGCUCGACCCGGUCCUGGAGCCGCUGCUGGGGAAAAAUACUAUCAAAAAAGGAAGGUACAUUCAAAUUGGGGGGAAAGAAUGUGAGUACAACAGUGGCUUCCGGCUCAUCAUGCACACUAAACUGUCCAACCCCCAUUUCCCCCCGGAGCUGCAGGCGCAGGCUGCACUCAUAAACUUCACAGUGACCCCUGUGGGGCUGGAGGAGCAGCUUCUCGGCCAGGUCGUGUCACGGGAAAGACCUGAGCUUGAAACACUAAAGUUGGAGCUAACAAUCCAACAAAAUCACUUCAAAAUUGAGCUCAAGAGGCUGGAAGACGACCUGUUGACUCGCCUGUCUGCGGCCAAGGGCAAUUUUCUGGGUGAUAUUUCUCUGGUUGAGCAACUUGAAAACACCAAGACCACAGCGGCCCUCAUUCAGCAUAAGGUGGUGGAGGCCAGGGAGAACGAGACAAAGAUCAACGAGGCCCGAGAGCUCUACCGCCCUGCAGCCGAGAGAGCGGCGCUGCUGUUCUUCAUCAUCAACGACCUCAGCCAGAUUAACCCCAUGUACCAGUUUGCCCUCAAGACUUUUAACCCAGCGUUCAACAAAGCCAUGGAGUGUGCGGAGUGGGACAAGGACGUGCGGAUCCGGGUGCACAAGCUUGCAGAAGCCAUCACCUACUCUGUAUUCCUGUACACCAGCCAGGGCCUAUUCGAGAGAGACAAGCUCACCUUCUCAUCACACAUUACUUUCCAGAUUCUCCUCAAGCAGGACAAACUCAAUAUCCAAGAGCUGGACUUCCUCCUGCGAUUCCCUGUGGAGCCCAGCAAAGUUUGCCCUGUGUCAUUCCUCACACCUCACAUGUGGGGAUGCAUAAAGGCCGUGUCUUCCCUGGAUCAUUUGAGUGGAUUGGACAGAGACUUUGAGACGUCCCCAAAACACUGGAGAAAAGUGGUGGAGUCGUGUUGUCCGGAGAAAGAGCGACUUCCUCACGACUGGAAAAACAAAAGUUCUCUUCAGAAACUGAUCAUCCUCCGGGCGCUACGUCCCGACAGAAUCACCUACGCUCUCAGAAACUUUGUUGAAGAGAUCUUGGGUCCAAAAUAUGUGCAGCAAACAAGAAUAGAAUUUGAAAGACUGUACGAAGACAGCAGCCCUUCUGACCCAGUGUUUUUCAUUCUUUCUCCUGGAGUGGAUCCACUCAAAGACUUGGAAAAACAAGGAUUGAAAUUGGGCUUUUCCAUUGAUCAAGGCACACUGCACAACGUGUCUCUGGGGCAGGGGCAGGAGGAGGUGGCAGAGAGGGCGGUGAAAUGUGCUUCUCAAUCUGGACAUUGGGUCAUUUUGCAGAAUGUCCAUCUGGUUGCGAGUUGGCUUCCAUCUCUGGAGGCUCUUCUGGAGACCAGUGGCAAAAGCAGUCACCCAGACUUCAGAGUGUUUAUGACGGGAGAACCAGCCCAGAGUCCGGAGCAUCAUGUCUUCCCCAGAGGAAUACUUGAAAACUCCAUCAAAAUCACUAACGAGCCGCCGACGGGAAUGAACGCAAGUUUGCACGCAGCUCUCAACAACUUCAGUCAAGAAACGUUGGACAUGUGCUCGCGGGAACAGGAGUUCAACCUGAUGCUCUUCUCCCUCUGCUUCUUCCACGCCAGUUUAAUCGAACGCUGUAAAUUUGGCCCACAAGGCUGGAAUCACAAGUAUCCCUUCAGCACCGGAGACCUCACCAUCUCCAGCAGCAUUCUGUACAACUACCUGGAGGCCAAUACAAAAGUGCCGUGGGAGGACCUGUGCUAUCUGUUUGGAGAGAUCAUGUACGGAGGCCACAUCACAGACGACUGGGACCGGAGACUGUGCCGCACUUAUCUGCAACAACUCAUGAACGUCAGCAUGUUUGAAGGUGAGCUGUUCCUCUGCCCGGGCUUCUCGUCUCCUCCGGUCACGGACUACAGUGGUUACCAUAGUUAUAUCGACCAGCAUCUUCCCUGUGAAAACCCCUCUCUGUACGGGCUGCAUCCCAACGCUGAGCUGGAGUGUCUGACCGUCACCUCUGACCGCCUCCUCCGGACUCUGUAUGAGCUGCAGCCUCAUGAGGCCAGUGGAGGAGAGGUCCAGCCCAGCUCCGAGGACAAGGUGAAGUGUGUGAUUGAAGACAUACUAGAUCGCCUCCCAGAGGAGUACCACAUGACCGAGCUCAUGUCUAAAGCUGCGGACAGGACUCCGUACACGUUGGUCUGUCUUCAGGAAUGUGAACUCAUGAACCGCCUCAUCGCAGAAGUCCGUAGGUCCCUGACUGAGCUGGAGCUGGGCCUCAAGGGGGAGUUGACGAUCUCGGCUGCCAUGGAGACGCUGCAGGCUGCUCUGUCCAGUGAUGUGGUCCCUCUCUCCUGGGCCAGACUGUCCUAUCCCUCCACCAAGACCCUGGCUCACUGGUUUAAUGAUGUGUUGUUGAGUUGUCAAGAGCUGGACAGCUGGACACAGGACUUUGUUCUUCCUGCAGUCGUCUGGCUCUCAGGGCUCUUCAACCCUCAGUCCUUCCUCACAGCUGUGCUUCAGAGCAUUGCCCGAAAGAACGAGUGGCCUCUGGACCGGAUGAGUCUGACCAUCGACGUCACAAAGAAAACUAAAGAGGACUUUGGACACCCGCCUCGCGAGGGAGCCUACAUCCACGGGCUUUUUAUGGAAGGCGCGCGCUGGGACAGUCAGGCAGGAGUGGUUUCUGAGGCGGUUCUGCGGGAGCUGACCCCCGCCAUGCCGGUGGUGUACGUGAGAGCCGUGCUGUCGGAGGAGCAGGAGCUGAAGAACACUUAUGAAUGUCCUCUGUACCGGACCAAACAGAGAGGAAGCACCUACGUCUGCUCCCUGCACCUGAAGACCAAGCAGCCUGCAGCCAAGUGGAUCAUAGCAGGAGUGGCCCUUCUCCUGUCGCUCUGA